This is a messenger RNA of Stomoxys calcitrans (stable fly), 1126 nucleotides long. RefSeq names its product NAD-dependent protein deacylase Sirt4 (gene Sirt4). NCBI's taxonomy places the organism in Eukaryota, Metazoa, Arthropoda, Insecta, Diptera, Muscidae. Gene Ontology annotation, molecular function: NAD-dependent protein lysine deacetylase activity; NAD+ binding. The transcript is spliced from 2 exons. The coding region runs from base 79 to 1008 and encodes 309 amino acids. The record is from RefSeq and is a predicted model, not a curated record.
UAUUUGUUAUGUGAGUGUUUACCAAACAAGAGCCCAUUUUUAAACAAAGCCAAAUUAAGUACAAAGUAAAUAACAAAUAUGCGUUUUACACAAAUACUUCGAUUAAGGAUAAAGUGUUCAGAUCUAUCAGCUGCCAAGCAGCAAUAUGUGCCUAAACAUCAACCUGCAGUGGAGAAAGACAUAAGAAAAUUGGAAGAUUUUCUUAUGAACAAGCCCAACAUCGUAGUAUUGACGGGUGCUGGAAUAUCAACGGAAUCUGGUAUUCCCGAUUAUCGCUCAGAGGGUGUUGGUCUCUACGCGCGCAGUAAUCACAAACCCAUACAGCACAUGGAAUUUGUACGCUCACCCAGUGUACGUCAACGCUAUUGGGCUCGUAAUUUUGUUGGCUGGCCCAAAUUCUCAUCAACAGAGCCAAAUAGUACCCACCAUGCCCUAUCACGAUUUGAACGCGAAGGUCGCAUACAGUGUGUGGUAACACAAAAUGUCGAUCGUUUGCAUACGAAAGCAGGAACCAAAAAUGUCAUAGAACUUCACGGCUCUGGUUAUGUAGUGAAAUGCCUUUCUUGUGAUUACAACAUCGAUCGCCAUGAGUUUCAGAACAUUUUGAAUGUUUUAAAUCCCGAGUUUAAGGAUGCUCCUGACAUGAUACGCCCUGACGGUGAUGUUGAAAUUCCUCAAGAGUAUAUUGACAACUUCCGCAUACCACCUUGCCCAAAAUGUGAUGAUAAUCGUUUGAAGCCAGAAAUUGUAUUUUUUGGCGAUAAUGUACCCAAGGAACGUGUAAAUCGUAUAGCAGAAAUGAUCUAUGCCGGUGAUGGUCUUUUAGUUUUGGGCUCAAGUUUAUUAGUGUUUUCCGGUUAUCGCAUGGUUUUGCAAACAAAAGAUUUAAAUUUGCCAGUGGCCAUAGUUAAUAUAGGAGAAACAAGAGCCGAUCACUUGGCUGAUUUAAAGUUGUCGGCUAAGUGUGGCGAUGUUAUACCCAAGUUAUUUGAUUUCAAAAAGAAAUGAUAUUAUGGUGGGGAGUAAGAACAUAAUGCCUAUUUAAGAAGCUUUUAGUUAAAUCAAUUAAAGAGAUUUGUAAAUAUGCUUUGUAACCAUAAUAAAAAAAUUAAUGAAAGAGCUACAA